AUGAAUCACUCCUCUUUGGACAUCACUAUAAUAUUCACUUCAUAUGGAUCCUUUCGCCCAAUCAAUUACUUGUUUUUCACUCUGACUUUUAUUUUCUACCUCCUCUCAGUUUUUUGUAAUGUUUUUCUGAUGCUGGUCAUCUAUUUUGAUUCCAGCCUACACAAGCCCAUGUAUAUUUUUUUGUUUAACUUGGCAGCAAACGGACUGAUAGGAAGCUCUGCUGUCUGGCCUAAAGUCAUGGAGAACCUUCUUUCAGACACUCAGAAGAGCUCACUGGCAGGUUGUCUGGUUCAGAUCUUUUGGGGAUAUUUCUAUUUAACUUCUGUGUAUACCACUUUUUCGGUCAUGGCCUACGACCGAUACAUCUCCAUUUGCAAGCCUUUGCAGUACCACAGCAUCAUGACUCCCGGAAAAGUGAAAACACUGUUGACUGCAGCCAAUGUUGUUCCUCUCGUCUCUAUAACCAUCCUUGUGUGUUUGACUUCAAGACUGCCGCUAUGCAAGAACACCAUUCACAAGCUGUUUUGUGAGAACCUAGGAAUCGUUAGCCUCUCCUGUGUGAAAAGUGCUCUGGUUAAUCUGUAUGGCGUUUGCAUGGUUACGAUCUUAGUUGGUUUCCCUUGUAUUGUCGUGCUGCUCUCAUAUGCAGCGAUCCUCAAUGUGAGUCUGAAAGCCUCAAAAGACGCACAAAAGAAAGCCCUCAGCACAUGCUCUCCGCAUUUAAUCACCUUCAUUAAUUUUGCCCUGGCUUCUCUAUUUUCUGUGAUUUAUAAUCGAUACAGUUCAUACCUACCAGAACAGGUUAACAUAUUAAUUAUUGUAGACACUUUUGUGAUCCCCCCUCUGUUGCAUCCAAUUAUAUAUGGUAUCAGAACACAGGAGAUCAGGAAAUGUAUCGCUAAAACAGUGAGGAAAAAAGAAAGAUUUUUCUGGUUUUUUUGA
This is a messenger RNA of Anguilla rostrata (American eel), 942 nucleotides long. RefSeq names its product olfactory receptor 52L1-like. Bases 1 to 942 code for a protein of 313 amino acids. The record is from RefSeq and is a predicted model, not a curated record. Lineage: Eukaryota; Metazoa; Chordata; Actinopteri; Anguilliformes; Anguillidae. Gene Ontology annotation, biological process: G protein-coupled receptor signaling pathway; detection of chemical stimulus involved in sensory perception of smell. The transcript has a single exon. Gene Ontology annotation, molecular function: G protein-coupled receptor activity; odorant binding; olfactory receptor activity. Gene Ontology annotation, cellular component: membrane.